Messenger RNA from Trichoplusia ni (cabbage looper), 4429 nucleotides. It is a transcript of the gene rdgC, whose product is annotated as serine/threonine-protein phosphatase rdgC. Gene Ontology annotation, molecular function: calcium ion binding; protein serine/threonine phosphatase activity; protein binding. The transcript is spliced from 15 exons. Gene Ontology annotation, biological process: detection of stimulus involved in sensory perception. Bases 464 to 2566 code for a protein of 700 amino acids. The record is from RefSeq and is a predicted model, not a curated record. Lineage: Eukaryota; Metazoa; Arthropoda; Insecta; Lepidoptera; Noctuidae. Gene Ontology annotation, cellular component: cytosol; nucleus.
AUUUCAGACGGUGGCUGGCUGAAAACGGUGCAAGUAUGCUACGCAGUGCAUCAACGAUGAAAUGCCUAAAGAGCCGGCCUGCCUGCCGGUUGCUCGCUGUGCCAGUCGUAUGCGAACUCCCGCGAGGGUAGGUCGUUUCAGCAUCGCCUCACGCCGCGACGGCGAUAGUCGCCCGACAACUUUAUUGUAUUAUCGCGUCAGUCGUAACUUUUUUCUUAAGAUGUGAUUUUUUUGUGGACUGUUUUAUUCUCGUAUCGCGGUGAUUUAUUUGAAUUAUUUGUAGCCGUUUUGCAACGGGUUUUUUAGAAGAUCCCUUCCAGUCUGAGGGACUGGGUCAUGAUAACAUAUCACGCGCCCUUCUGUCUCCAAGACGUCAGCCACCAUUCCUAAGUCGCGCCAGAAAACGCCACGAUGUACGCGCCCGCGAAAAGAUAAGAAAAGACUCAAAGACAAGCGUCCAGCGAUGUUCUCGCUUGCCGAAGGAUGUGGCUGCGUCAGCUUCCGCGGAGGGCGCCGGCCGCGCUCCCAGGGAGACGACUCCUCGUCAUGCCGGAGCUCCGAGAUAGAGCAGGAAGUCCCCAAGAAGCUGGGGAAGAGAGUCCUCAAUGGCGAGUGCACUAUUAAGGCUCUCGCCCCCUUCCUUCGGUUUUGGAGAAGAGAUGACGUCAGCAUGACCAAAGCAGAGAGAACGAUGAAGGCAGCCAUCUUGAUACAGCAGUGGUACCGGAGAUACUUGGCCCGGAUGGAGGUGCGCCGGCGCUACACCUGGACCAUAUUCCAGAACAUCGAGUAUGCUGGGGAACAGGACCAAGUUAAGCUAUACAACUUCUUCAACGCUCUGCUAAGUCACAUGAAGGACACCAGUGGGCGGCCCUCUUCCGAACGAACUUCGAGGACUGCUUCCGUCUUGGAACAAGUAUUUUCUGAGGAGUCAGACGAGGGUGGGGGCGUCGACGAAACAGCUCCCCCAAAGCCUUCGCGAGGCCCCGAUAUAGAAUUCCCGCUGCAAAGGAAGGAUAUCGACUUGCUGAUUGAGGCAUUUAGGAAGAAGAAGCAUCGGCUUCAUCCGAAACACGUUGGACAGAUAUUAAAAGAGGCCACUCAAGUGCUGAAGAGGAUGCCCAAUAUCAAUGUGGCGACCACUUCGAUCUCAAGCCAGAUAACUGUGUGCGGCGACCUGCACGGGAAACUCGACGACUUGCUGGUCAUAUUCCACAAGAAUGGGCUGCCGUCUCCUGAGAACCCAUACAUAUUCAACGGGGACUUCGUGGACCGAGGCAAGAAGGGUCUGGAGGUGUUCCUCUUACUGCUGUCUUGUAUGUUGGCCUUCCCUGGUGGAGUGUUCUUAAACCGCGGCAACCAUGAAGAUCUCAUUAUGAAUUCUCGGUACGGCUUCAUAAAAGAGGUUCAGCAGAAGUAUCGGCACAACUCGGAGAGGAUCCUAAAGCUGAUCGAGGGUGUGUACCGCUGGCUGCCUCUCGGCACUAUCAUCAACAACCGAGUGUUCGUGGUGCACGGCGGCAUAUCGGACACCACCGAUCUCGAUAUGAUCCGGAGCCUCGAACGAGAUAAGUACGUGUCUUUGCUCCGGCCACCGGUGACCGAGGGCUCGGCGACUACUGCUGAAGUUAUAGACAAAGUGGAGUGGAAGCAGGUAUUUGACAUCCUGUGGUCUGACCCUCAAUGCACGGGUGGUUGCGUGGCCAACGCUCUGCGGGGCGCGGGAACAUACUUCGGUCCAGACGUGACGGCCAACUUCUUGCAGAAGAACAAGCUGAGCUUUCUCAUCAGAAGCCAUGAGUGCAAGCCAGGCGGGUACGAGCUGCUGCACAAUGGGAAUGUGAUAACAAUCUUCUCGGCGUCGAACUACUACGAGCUGGGGUCCAAUAAGGGAGCGUACCUGAAGCUGUGCGGGAACUCUCUGGAGCGUCAGUUCGUGCAGUACACCGCGGCCGUGUCGCGCACCCGGCGCCUCACCUUUAGACAGCGAGUCGGCCUCGUCGAGUCCUCCGCCAUGAGGGAGCUCCACAACCAGAUUAUGGUAGUCCGAAGAUCUUUGGAAGCAACGUUCCGCAGCAUGGACUUGGAUCAAAGCGGUUACAUAUCGAUCAGUGAUUGGUGCCAAGCGAUGGAAGAAACCACGCAUUUGGGGCUUCCCUGGAGAAUGCUCAAGGAUAAACUGGUGCGGACCGACCCCGACACGCGGCGCGUGCGGUACAUGGAUACCUUCGACUUAUCCACCAGCAAAAUUGGCCGCAAAACGGAUUCGUCAAACGUCGUGGAAACACUUUAUAAAAACAAGAGCAGUUUGGAGGCUAUAUUCAAAAUAUUGGACAAGGAUAAUUCUGGUUUUAUUACACUUGAGGAAUUCUCUGAAGCAUGUCAGCUAAUUGGUAAGUACAUGCCGAAUCCUAUGACGCAAGAGCAACUGGUCGAUAUUUGUCGUUUGAUGGAUAUAAACAAGGACGGGCUCGUGGACCUCAACGAGUUUCUGGAGAGCUUCCGGCUCGCGGAGAGGAGUCUGCAGUACGAGGAGAACGAGCUGGCCGAGAUACAAGGCACCUGACAGGAACUAGACCGCCGCCCGAGCAGGACGGCGGUCGAUAAAGAUGAGACCGGUGUUCAAAUAGAAAUCCUUAAACUUGAAGAUGACGAUAAAAACAAGGCCGUUAAGAGUAAUAAAAACGGUCGGGCUCACUUAAUGGGAGAGCGCGUCCCCUUGACGCAGGAUAUGGAGGACAUCGAGUUAAUUGAUUGCGAGGAAGUGCCGCGGCGGCCGGGCCUGCUCGAGAGCGAUAUGUAAAACUUAGUCUACACGCCAGCGCCGGGCCCGUACCUGGCACUUUAGAAACCUAUACGUCAUUUACUUCACAUCGCUACUACUUUACUAGCUGUGCUGUUUUCAUUACGUGUGAAUAGAUUCAUUUACAUUUAUGUCUAAUGUUUGAUGUCUUUUUGAAUAUAUUUGGAAACUAUGACUUAACUCUUUUGUAGGUAACUUAAUGUAGAAUAAUUUACAACUUUAAUUAAAGGUAAAUGCAUAUUGGUUCUGUUUGCCAUUAGGGAUCCUUAAUUAUAAAAUUCUAAUGUAUUAAUUUAUUAAAAUAGAGUUAAUAAAAUCAGUCACAAUAACAUCCUCGCUCCACUAAUAACUCCUUUUUGAAAUCUCAUUACACAUGAUUCCUUAUCUCUCGAACUUCCUUACAUGGUGUUAAUAAUUUAUUGCAUUUAAUUAGCAAGUUAAAAGUAAGGUUUAACGUAAAGUUUGUUUCUUCAACUUUAAACUCAUCUCCCAUAAUUCGUCUUUCUACGAAUUUUGUAUUUUAUACGAAUCACUCCAUGGCCCUCUCGGGACCAGUGCGUCUUUACCUUAAACAUAAUGAUAUUUACGAAAAAGCUCGUAUGGACCUAAGAAUCUUUAGAAUUUUCUUAUAAAUGCUAACCAAAUUAUAAAUAAAAAUUUGUCAAAUUUCGAAUUAUAUUAAAUGUAUGAAUUGGUGCCAAUUUUAAAGUUUGUGAAACGAAUAUUUGUAUUUACAUAAACUGCUACUUGGCAGCUGCACGCUCUUAAUAUUUACAAGUGCAUGAUGCUGUAAAGGGGAACAAUGAUGCCGAUAACUCUACAACUUGUAACGUUGUACUCUAUAACCACAAUAUAUUGGACAUACUUAAUCAUUGUACUAUCGUAGCGUAUAACGUGCUGUUCUUAUAAAGCCUGCAAAUUUUCGAUUGGAAUACAUUUGAUCUUAUUAAAAGUUCCUUAUUAUAAUAAAAAAAAUCUUCUUAAUAGAAGGCUAUGAUUAGAUAUAGUUGUCUAUAUUUUGAUAAUAAAUUUCAAUUAAUAAAGUAAUCUGUCUUAGCGUGUUCUAGUCAUUAGUAGAGCGAUUUCGUAUACAUAUCUUUAUACUCAAUUAUUAAGCAUUCCAGUCUAUAUUUACCAGAAACGACGCAUUAAUUACGGAAUAUAAUGUGCUUUACCUAACGUAGAUGGAGUGUCUGGAUGACGGCAUUAGGCUAAUGAGUCGCGAUUUUUAAAUCCGCAGUACGAAGGUCUCAUAAUUAUCUACUAAUUGAAUCUUAACUUGAAUAAUCACUAGAUAUUACAUAUUUUAUUACAUAAUUGUGAAAAAUAAAUGAUUAAUUAUAAAAUUGUGUACUGAUCUGUUAGUUUUUAUUUACAACGAAUUGUGUCUCACAGCGAAUCUAUUUCCAUAGCUAUAUCAACACGCAGAUAUUUUAAUUUAUGUUAUGACAAUUAGAUACAAGUUUUAUUAAAUUAAUAUCGGCAAACAAUAUAAUAUUAGAAUAAAUAUCAGAUUUACGAUUUCUAUCUUAAUUUAUGUCUUCUAAAAAUAUUUACGAAAAUUAUUAUAGAUUAUAAUAUUCUGUAUUUUUAAUAAUUAUUGUCCAUUAAAUUGUGAUAUUGCAA